UCAGAUUUAAACACUAUAUAUACUCUUCUUGAGUACUCUAUUGCGCCAAACAAAGAUAUGAGGAUCUUCACAAAGCUCUCUCCACCACUCUGCCUCCUUUUUGUCUUCCUCUGUCUUAAAACUGCCUUCUCAUCCUCUAUACAUGCUUCUUCCUUCUCAACAACGCAUCUCUGCUCUCAUGAGGAGGCUCUUGCUUUGCUGCAAUUCAAGACAUCCUUCUCCAUCAAUUACACUAUUUCGGAUCCAUAUUAUUGUGGGGAUCAUUUUUAUACUAAACCUAAUUAUUCUAAGAUUGAGUCAUGGAAGGAAGGUAUAGACUGUUGUUCUUGGGAUGGGGUUAGCUGUGAUAAUGUCACAGGCCAUGUAAUUGCCCUUAAUCUCAGCUGCAGUUUCCUUUAUGGCACCUUUCCUUCCAACAGCACUCUUUUCUUCCUCAGAAACCUGCAGAGCCUCAAUCUUGCCUCGAAUGAUUUUAGGUUUUCCAAGAUUCCACCAGAAAUCAGUCAGUUUACUAGACUAAAGCAUCUUGACAUCUCUUAUUCUCAGUUUUCGGGUCAAGUUCCAGCAGAAAUUGCUCACCUACCCAAGUUAGUUUCUCUCAAUCUCUCUAAUGAACCUUCUGACUUGAUCCUUGAAACAACUACCCUCAAAAAUCUUGUUCAUAACUUGAGUGAGGUGAGAGAACUUGAGCUUGGUGGAGUGAACAUGACAUCUGUUAAUCCUCGUUUCUUCAUGAAUCUCUCUUCUUCUUUGACUACUCUUAAUCUUUUGGAGAGUGCGUUAAGAGGAAACUUUCCAAACAGUAUUUUUCGCUUUCCAAAUCUCAAGAAUUUUUAUUUAAGUGGAUCUAUUGGAGAGCGAAACCUUAUUAUUGAUCUUCCAAGUUCCAAUUGGAGCAGUCCUCUCCAACAGUUGUUUUUAAGUGAUAUGGAUUGCGGAAGUCGAUUGCCAGAGUCCAUAGGAGAUUUAAAGUCAUUACAGUCUCUAGGUCUUGAAUGCAACUUGAAAGGUUCCAUUCCAGCUUCCAUUGGGAACUUAUCUCAACUAACUGACCUAGACCUCUAUUCUAGCAAUCUUAGUGGACAAAUUCCACCAUCACUUGCAAACCUCACCCAACUUAUCUCUAUUGACCUUUCAUUUAAUCAGUUUUCUGGUCCCAUUCCUUUUCAUGCAAGGCUCAAUUUCUAACUCAAUUGCUAAUUUAGUAAAUCUUUGGUAUCUUGAUUUAUCAUCAAAUCAUUUUGUGAUUUAGUAGAAGCUGACAUGUUCUCGGCACUUCAAAAUCUGGAAACCAUCUUUCUUUCAGACAAUAAUCUGUCCUUGAGAAUGAAUGUCAAUGCCAACU
This is a messenger RNA of Rubroshorea leprosula, 1345 nucleotides long. The record is from the annotation of a GenBank genome assembly. Lineage: Eukaryota; Viridiplantae; Streptophyta; Magnoliopsida; Malvales; Dipterocarpaceae.